CGAAGACGUUCCUUCGAAGAGAAAAUAACGGCUUUCAACUUUCUCUCUUGCUUUCCUCUCCAUUUGCGCCUUUCGUGCUCAGUUUCUCAGCAGCCAAGCAGAGAAAUUUCAUCUCCCAUCUCCUUCUCCAUCGGGCAGAAUGCGCGAUUCGCGAACCUGAUUCUGGUUAUUCUCCAUUCUUCUCUUUCUACUUACAAUUAGCUGAUUAGUUGUUUUUUUGAGUUGGAGUUUGGUAUUUGAAGUUAAAUUACUGAUCUGUUAAUGGCGAACUUGCAGGGAAGGAGAGAAGAGGACUGAAGAGAGACUGCGGUGUUUAUUUAUCUGACUGAGGAUUACGAUCCGAGCUAACAAUGAGGUCGAUGAUGAUAAUCAAAUUAGGGCUGCUGCUUUGUUUUAUUUCCGCGAAUUUGAUAACCCCUUCCCAAUCGGCCGUGUCGAGUGUAGAUCUAGGCUCAGAAUGGAUGAAAGUAGCGGUAGUGAACUUGAAACCGGGUCAGAGUCCGAUCGCCGUCGCCAUCAACGAGAUGUCCAAACGGAAGUCGCCGGCCUUAGUGUCGUUCCACUCGGGGACUCGUCUGCUCGCCGAGGAAGCUGCCGGAAUCACCGCUCGUUACCCUAACAAAGUGUUUUCGCAGCUGCGGGACAUGAUCGGGAAAUCGUAUAAGGAUGUGAAGGGUGUUUUGGAUUCAAUGUACCUGCCGUUCGAUGCAGUGGAGGAUUCCAGGGGCGCCGUUGGGUUCAAGGUGGACGACGGUCAAGUUUACUCCGUUGAGGAAUUAUUGGCCAUGGUUUUGGGCUACGCGUCGAAUUUGGCUGAGGUCCAUGCUAAGUUGCCUGUGAAAGAUGCUGUCAUUAGUGUGCCGCCGUAUUUUGGGCAGGCGGAGAGGAGAGGGUUGAUUCAAGCAGCUCAGUUGGCUGGGAUGAACGUUCUCACUCUGAUAAAUGAACACUCAGGUGCGGCAUUGCAGUAUGGGAUUGAUAAGGAUUUCUCAAAUGGGUCGAGAUAUGUGAUAUUCUAUGAUAUGGGUUCAAGUAGUACUUAUGCUGCACUUGUGUAUUAUUCGGCGUACAAUGCCAAGGAGUUUGGGAAGACUGUGUCAGUUAACCAGUUUCAGGUUAAGGAUGUUAGAUGGGAUUCAGCGCUUGGAGGUCAGAACAUGGAAAUGCGGUUGGUGGAGUAUUUUGCAGAUGAAUUCAAUAAGCAGGUUGGAAAUGGAGUUGAUGUGCGGAAGUCUCCCAAGGCAAUGGCCAAACUGAAGAAGCAAGUUAAGCGGACCAAGGAAAUAUUGAGUGCAAAUACAGCGGCUCCGAUUUCGGUUGAGUCUCUCUACGACGAUCGUGAUUUCAGGAGCUCAAUAACACGGGAGAAGUUCGAAGAGUUAUGUGGUGAUUUAUGGGAUAGAUCCCUUGUCCCCAUCAAAGAAGUAAUAAAGCAUUCUGGUCUCAAGCUGGAUGAGAUAUACGCUGUAGAGCUUAUUGGAGGUGCUACAAGAGUGCCAAAGUUACAGGCUAAGAUUCAGGAACUUCUUGGAAGAAGUGAGUUGGACAAGCAUUUGGAUGCGGAUGAAGCUAUAGUUCUUGGUGCAGCAUUGCAUGCUGCAAAUUUAAGUGAUGGUAUCAAAUUGAACCGUAAGCUAGGAAUGAUCGAUGGUUCUUCAUACGGAUUGGCUGUUCUACUGGAUGGCCCAGAUUUCAAAGAUAGGCAGUCACUGGUACCUAGAAUGAAAAAGGUCCCCAGUAAGAUGUUUAGAUCCAUUGUCCUUAACAAAGAUUUUGAAGUUUCACUUGAAUACGAGACUGAUGAACCCUUACCGCCCAGCAUCAGUUCACCAGUGUUUGCACAGUAUGCCGUGUCUGGUCUGACGGAGGCGAGUGAGAAGUAUUCGUCACGAAAUCUCUCCUCCCCCAUGAAGGCAAAUCUGCAUUUUUCACUCAGCAGGAGUGGGGUUCUCUCUUUGGACCGAGUAGAUGCUCUUGUGGAGAUAUCAGAGUGGGUGGAAGUCCCAAUAAAAAAGAAUCUCACCACUGAAACUAUCACGAACUCUUCAAGCAGUACCCCAGAGACAGGUACCAAUAACGGAGCUGCCGAGAAUACCACAACGAGCUCUGCGACUGAGAAUUCUUCAGAGGGAAGUAACGAAACGACGGGCAGUGACUCUAACUCAGAUGUCAAAGAACCAAGCACCACCGAGGUGGCUACGGAGAAGAAGCUUAAAAAACGAACAUUCAGGGUUCCACUGAAGAUCACUGAGAAGACAGCAGGUCCAGGAAAGCCCCUUUCAGAAGAAUCUCUGGCUGAAGCUAAAAGAAAGCUGGAAGAAUUGAACAAGAAAGAUGCAGAGCGACGAAGAACUGCUGAGUCGAAAAAUAACUUGGAAGGAUAUAUAUACUCAACAAAAGAAAAGCUUGAAACAGACGAGGAGUUUGAGAAGAUAUCGACAAGUGAAGAACGCCAGUCGUUCAUUGAAAAGCUUGACGAGGUUCAAGACUGGCUAUAUACUGAUGGUGAAGAUGCAACUGCCAGUGAGUUUGAGAAACGUAUGGAGUCCUUGAAAACCAUUGGUGACCCAAUAUUUUUCCGAUAUAAGGAGCUGUCAGAACGGCCAGAUGCAACCAAAUUUGCUAGGAAGUACCUCACUGAGCUGAAGCAGAUUGUAGAAGGUUGGGAGGCAAACAAACCUUGGCUCCCGAAGGAUAGAAUAACUGAGGUUCUGAAUGAUAGUGAAAAGUUGAAGAGUUGGCUUGAUGAGAAGGAGGCAGAGCAGAAGCAGACUUCUGCUUCUAGCAAACCGGCCUUCACAUCUGAAGAAGUGUACACCAAAGUAUUUAAGUUGCAGGACAAGGUUACCAGCAUCAACAAAAUCCCCAAGCCGAAACCCAAAGUCGAGAAGCCCAAGAAGAACGAGACAGAGGAGCCUAAGAAAGCCGAAACACAAGAAGAUCCCAAGAAGACCGAGACAACUGAAGAGCCUAAGACCACUUCAGAGGAAGCCACUGCCUCUGGUAGCUCAGCUAGUGAGAAGGAUACUGCAGAUUCUCAGGCACACGACGAGUUGUGAUUGAACCGAAAACCCGUUACCACCGCAAGUGAGGAACAAUGCCAUUCGUUAGCUGGUCUCCUGAGCCAAACUCAAAUCAACAGGAAGAACUAUCAUAGAGAAGGUAAUGCAUUUGCUGGAUGAUAUGAAUUGGAGAGCCUCAAAAGUUUCUUCAUCUUUAAGGUUCAUUGGUUCAGCGGUUUCGCGGUUUUCUGCUAGUUUCCACAGUAUAGCUGCCGGGUUUAGAUGCCCAGAAGGAACAGUAGGUCUGUGUCUGGGAUCUGGAAAUUUUGUUAAGGCCAGUUCUGGUUUAACAGUCUCAUUUUUGCUCUUCAUUGUAGGAAGAGACUAAUAUAUGUAAACAACGCAAAAAGAUAAGACAACUUUUUCCUGGGUAGUCUAGUAUUGAAGUUAUAUAUACUGCCAACUCUCCUUGGGCCCUUGUGUUGAGCCCAUUUUGAGCCCACUCUAUCGACUUUUUUUUUUAACAUAGUCCAAACUAGAUGAAAAUCUUGAAACAAAGUGAGAGUACAGAAAUUAACACGCGGCGGAAGUCGACUAAUCGUUGAACUUUCGAUGAAAAAGUGUUUUUGGUCACAAAAUGGACUGCUUUAUUAACUCGACGAGUAACAUGGUAGCAAGAACAAAAUUCAAGAAGCUUGGCCACCCUGCGAAUGUCGUCUAUGAUUGCUCCUCUGUGACAACAAAGACUCAUAGAGGCAUACUCGACGAGUAACAUGGUAUUAAGAACAAAACUCAAGAAGCCCGAUCAACCUGCAGAGUCUGUCUAUGAUUGCUCCUCCAGUGACAACAAAGACUCAUAGAGAGUAGAGACAUCCUAACCUGCUUAUACACCUUGGAGGUUGGGAAUGUGGAGGUAAAACUACUCAUUGAUUGAGCUCAUUCUCUGCACAGCAGAACAAGGCCGCCAAUAAGCCGACCUUUUUUAAAAUCUCUUUUAGGGUUUCAUCGUCCAAAUUUCGUUCUUAUUCAUCCACGUCGCCUCCCGCCUGCCUUCUUCUCGAGAAGGGUUGCUGCCUCCGUCGCCGCCCAAGUGUUGAGCCCAUUUUUAGGCCCACUCUAUCGAUUUCUUUCUUAGGCCCGUUUCAACUACUACUGCGAGCAGUGGCGGACCCAGAAAUUUUUCAUAGGGGUGUCCUCUUUUAAAAAAUAAAUUAAAUAAAAAUAAAAAUAAUUAAUAAAAAUAAAAUUGUAAAUAUGAAAAUACCUUACUCGUACAGGUUAAAAAAGUCCAUGAAGUGUUUUCAUAUUCGAAAAUAAUUGUAGAAUACACUUGGUGUCUAUAG
Linum trigynum is the source of this 4345-nucleotide messenger RNA. The record is from the annotation of a GenBank genome assembly. Lineage: Eukaryota; Viridiplantae; Streptophyta; Magnoliopsida; Malpighiales; Linaceae.